AGGUAUCGUGUUGUUCACGUAUAUGAGAGAAAGAAACCCUCAACUGUUGUGUUCUCCCUCGUGAUUCCCUUUAACAUUAAACCGCAACUUCCCUUGCCCUCUCCUUCCAUUUUCUUUCUUUCUAAUUUAUUCUCUCUCUCUCUUUGCUCUUUGCCUUUAAUUCAGCUACCACUUCUUCUUCUUCUCUUCUUCUUCUCUUCUUCCCUUUUUUCCUUUCCUUUCUUCAAAAUCCAAACAUUUCAAUGCCCUAAUCCCAAACUCUCUCUCUCUCUCUUUAUUUUAUUAAGGAGUGUCAAAAAUGGGGAAGAAAGGAACUGGCUGGUUCUCCACUGUGAAGAAAGUCUUCAAAUCUACUCCUUCCAAAGACUACUCUCCUGAGUUGAUCAAGAAGAAGGAAAGUGUGAAUGUGGAAAAAUGGCAGAACAAUGCUCCUGAGGUUAUAUCAUUUGAACAAUUUUCCACAGAGAUUUCGACAGAAAUAACGAAUGGCGAGAGCGUUCAAUCAACACCAAGGAUCGAAGGUCGAGAUCAUGCUAUUGUCGUUGCAGCAGCGACUGCGGCGGCCGCAGAAGCUGCAGUUGCAGCAGCUGAGGCAGCAGCAAAGGUAGUUCGUUUGGCUGGCUAUGGGUGGCAAUCUAGAGAAGAUAGAGCAGCAACUCUUAUUCAAGCUAAUUACAGAGGCUACUUGGCUCGACGAGCCCUCCGUGCUUUAAAGGGUUUAGUGAGGUUACAAGCAUUGGUCCGAGGCCACAAUGUUCGAAAACAAGCACAAAUGACAAUGCGUUGUAUGCAAGCGUUGGUGCGGGUACAAGCAAGAGUUCGUGCCCGUAGGUUGCAAUUGGCCAACCAAAGCUAUCAUAAAAGACUCGUAGAAGAUGAAGAUGACGACGAAGAAGAAGACGAAGAAGAAAAGUUAUUGAAAAACAACCUAAAGAAAUAUGAGAUGGAAGGUUGGGAUGGUAGGGUGUUAAGUAUAGAGAAAAUCAAAGAAAAUUCUUCAAGAAAACGCGAUGCCUUAAUGAAAAGGGAAAGAGCUCUUGCUUAUGCAUAUUCAUGUCAGCAACAACAUCAACGAAGACAAGAAGAAGAAGGAAUUUUACAAUUGGGCGAAGAUAUGAAUGAUUCAAGGUUUAGGCACGACAAAGUUGAAUACGGUUGGAAUUGGCUUGAGCAUUGGAUGUCUUCUCAACCAUAUAAUGUUCGUCAUUCCACAAUACGUGAGUCUUAUAUUACACCCACUACCACCACCACAGCUACAGACGACAUGUCGGAAAAGACCGUAGAAAUGAACCCCAUUGCUUUGGCCCAACUAAAUUUGGACUCUAUCGAUUUAGGACGAGUAGGGCCAUACUCGUCUCGACAAUCGAUCUCCAAAAAUGUUCCAAGCUACAUGGCUCCAACCCAGUCCGCGAAGGCCAAGGUGAGAAGCCAAGGCCUAGUCAAACACCAAGGACCGAAAUGGAACAAAUCAAUAAGAAGGGGAUCGGUUUUUGGGUCGGGUUGUGACUCAUCGAGUUCGGGUGGAGGAACCAUUACCUAUCAAGGCCAAAGAAGCCCAAGCCCAAUGAACAAUAAUGGGCCUCGCUUGUCUCCUAUACAGAUGAUGGGCUGUGGCCCAGACAACCCAGGAGGUGAAGAUUGGGCACUCCCACCCCUUGGUGUCAAUAAUUGGAGGGCUGGUUUUGCUUAAUUGAGUUCAAUACUCUUGUUUGUUUAAUAAGUGAUUAUCAAACUUUGCUUGUUCAUACAUUGCUAUUUAUUAAUUUUUGUCUUUAAAUUUGAUAACAUAAUUUUAAUGGCCCAAAUAUUUUUUAUUAUAA
Messenger RNA from Benincasa hispida (wax gourd), 1820 nucleotides. It is a transcript of the gene IQD21, whose product is annotated as IQ-domain 21. NCBI's taxonomy places the organism in Eukaryota, Viridiplantae, Streptophyta, Magnoliopsida, Cucurbitales, Cucurbitaceae. The record is from RefSeq and is a predicted model, not a curated record. Gene Ontology annotation, molecular function: protein binding.